AUGGCAGAACCAAGGCGCACCUUGUCUGAUUAUGAAAGACCUCAGUUUACUGGUGAGGAAUUCAGUGUGCAUGCUCCCACCGUGCCUGCUAAUAACUUUGAAAUCAAAGCAAGCACAAUUGGGAUGGUCCAAAAUUCCAUACAAUUUGAUGGGUUGGCUGAUGAAGACCCGCAUGCUCAUUUGUCUCGCUUCCUCCAAAUUUGUUCCACCUUCAAGAUUAACUCAGUGUCCGCUGAUGCGAUAAGAUUGAGAUUAUUCCCUUUCAGUCUAAGGGGAGCAGCAUAUAGAUGGCUCACUUCAUUGGCUCCGGGAUCGAUCACCACAUGGAAGGAAAUGGUGGAAAAAUUUCUUGCUAGCUAUUUCCCACCAAGCAAAGCCGCUAGAUUGAGACAAGAGAUUUCUGCAUUCCGACAAGGGGACUCCGAGACACUCUUUGAGGCACAUGAGAGAUUCAAGGAUCUCCUACGCAAGUGUCCCCAUCAUGGCUUUUCCUCGUGGAUGAGGAUCCAGAUGCUUUACAAUGGCCUGAAUUAUGCAACCAAACAGCUCAUCGAUGCUGCAGCAGGGGGGUCAUUGAGUAGUAAAACCCCUGAGGAUGCUGAAAUCUUGAUUGAAAACAUGGCAAGUAAUGAGUGUCAUUGGUCUACUAGGCAAAAACCCCCUAAGGAAGCUGGAAUUUAUGAGAUAAAUGACAACACUGUGCUAGCCGGCAAGGUUGAGGCCCUAACAAAGAGAUUCGAUCAGUUUGUGUUGGCCUCAGAUGCCCCAAUUGAGACAGUUGAUUAUGUUGGGGGAGCUCCCAGAGGCCCGCGGAAUCCUUAUGGAAACACAUAUAAUCCGAGGUGGAGGAAUCACCCAAAUUUUUCUUGGGGUCAACAACAGCAACAUUGGCCCUCGCAGCCACAGGGACUUCCACCUCAACCUCUUCAGCAGCCCGAGAAGAAGUUCACUACUGAAGAUGUGUUAGCAAGGUUUAUGAUCAAUACCGAGGCAAAAUUUGUGAACAUCAACAACCAAUUCGCUGAAGUAAACACUAUUUUGAGGAAUGUUCAAGCCUCCAUUCAAUCAUUGGAAAACCAGGUGGGGCAACUUGCUAGGGCAAACUCGGAGCGACCGCCGGGUAGCUUACCUAGUAACACUAAAAAUAAUCCAAGGGAGCAUUUGAAAGCCGUCACUCUCAGAAGUGGGAAGCAGGUUGAAGCACGAGCCGAGGAGGGCUCAAGCACUAAACAUAAUGGGGUAGCCGCACGGGAAGACCCUAAGUCAUCUGAGAGUGAAAUUGAAGGGGUAAAGGAAAAACAAGAUGAAGGAACCAUUCAACUACCAACACCAAGGAUACCUGAGUACAAGCCGGUGACCCCCUAUCCGGCUAGGCUGAGGCAAGAUAAGGACGAGGCUCAAUUCAAGAAAUUCCUAAAUGUAUUCAAGCAGUUGCACAUAAAUAUCCCUCUUGUUGAAGCGUUAACUCAGAUGCCCAAGUAUGCAAAGUUUAUGAAAGACCUGCUGACUAAUAAGAGAAAAUUGGAGGAAUUAGAAACAGUUGCACUACCACGGAACUGCUCUACAAUGAUUCAGAGGAAGCUCCCUGAGAAAUUGACUGAUCCCGGGAGUUUCAUUAUUCCAUGUGUGAUUGGGGAAGGCAUGCAAGAAAAAAGCCUUAGCAGACUCUGGGGCUAG
This is a messenger RNA of Dioscorea cayenensis subsp. rotundata (Guinea yam), 1677 nucleotides long. RefSeq lists its product as uncharacterized. The record is from RefSeq and is a predicted model, not a curated record. The transcript has 2 exons. Lineage: Eukaryota; Viridiplantae; Streptophyta; Magnoliopsida; Dioscoreales; Dioscoreaceae. The coding region runs from base 1 to 1677 and encodes 558 amino acids.